Sorex fumeus (smoky shrew) is the source of this 546-nucleotide messenger RNA. RefSeq names its product putative serine protease 47. The transcript has 3 exons. Gene Ontology annotation, biological process: proteolysis. The record is from RefSeq and is a predicted model, not a curated record. NCBI's taxonomy places the organism in Eukaryota, Metazoa, Chordata, Mammalia, Eulipotyphla, Soricidae. The annotation marks the transcript as partial. Gene Ontology annotation, molecular function: serine-type endopeptidase activity.
AUGUGCAGAUACAUGUACACGUACCUAGAGGUGGAAGUGUGUGUGUCUUUAUGUCAGGGUCUACCGGAGAGGAAACGGGGAACUCCCUGUCUCCCACACGGCAUCGGGCUGGUCUCCACAGUGUGCGGGAAGCCCAGGGGCGUAGGGAUGAUCACUGGUGGCCAGGAGGCCGUGGAGGGCCAGUGGCCAUGGCAGGCCAGCCUGCAGUACCGGGGCAUUCAUCCCUGUGGAGCUGUGCUCAUUGAUUCCCACUGGGUGUUCUCUACCGCCCACUGCUUUACAAAGAAGUCUCAUGCCCCUGAAGAUUACUGGGUGUUUGAGGGAAGUACGCAGCUCUACCAGGACACCCAAUACACCAGGAGAGUGACUGUGAGCUGCAUUAUCAUCCAUCCAGACUUUAAGAAGCUCCACCAUUUUGCAACGGUGUUACAACUGCACCAACCUGUGAACUUCAGCUCCUAUAUCAUUCCUGUCUGCCUUCCAACCACUGGCAUGGAGCUGCCCCUUGGCACAUCUUGUUGGAUAACUGGCUGGGGAAAGCUCACC